AUGAACUCCAGAUACAUUUUCUUGGUCGCCCUGUUGAAUGGAUUCGCUCGUGGAAGCGACUUUGCUCCAGUUCCCCGUGUUGCUAUCGCUGCACCAACGGCAACUACGCCGCCUCCCGCCCUUCCUACUCUCGUGGAGCGUCAGAACAUUGACUCUUCCUGCGUCAGCUCUGUCAUUUCGGAGCUGAGCCCGCCAACAGGUGGUCUUGGCUCUGAUUUUCUCAACUGGGCGAGCAGCGCCUCCAGCGCGACCCCUUCGCCGAACUGCACCAUCACAGCACCUGCAAGCAUCUACCAUGACUUCACGGGCUACCGUGACGAGCUCCGGACUUACUUUUCCACCAUCGCGUCCAAGGCCAGCGGGAUCGACACCGAUUGUGGUGCGGACAGCCUGUCUCUCACCUUCGACGAGCAGUGCACCACGAGUCUCACAGUGUAUUUCACUGGCAGCUCGGGUUGCCACGGGCCCUUCAAGAACAACUACCAGGAGCUCUUCAGGGACGACUAUCACGGGCCCUACAAAGACGGCCAUCACGACUCCCUCGCAGGCUGCCGCGGUCGGCUCCAAACGGCAUCCUAA
Molecule: messenger RNA, 579 nt
Organism: Purpureocillium takamizusanense
Lineage: Eukaryota; Fungi; Ascomycota; Sordariomycetes; Hypocreales; Ophiocordycipitaceae
Exons: 2
Coding region: 1-579 (192 amino acids)
Source: RefSeq, a predicted model, not a curated record